AGAGCGUGGCGUGCGUCUGCACACAGACAGACAAAGACGGUGAACCGGAGGAACAGGAGAACGCGCUUUAUUCCUCUCUCGCGUUGAAAACGGCCAGAAAACAAUGAGCAGAGCGGCGUCGAGGCGGGACGCGUGAUUUUACCGCGCGCUGGAGUUUGUUUUCUUUUAUUGAUGCUUUUAAAACGGACUUUUUCUCCAACCGCCCCCCAACAAUUAGCAGCUCCGCUAGCGGUUAGCAUCAUCAUCACCCUCAUCCUCCAGAAAACACGAGAUAAGAGCGGCAAGCGGCGCGGGAGGACUUAAGUUCUGGUUGGGUGUCUGAUGCACACGCGGGAUUACUAUGCCCAGUCCCUUGUUUCAUCCCGAUAUCAUGGAUCACGAGAUGGUUGUGAGCAGCACCGGGGCCCGGGAGAGCGAGCAGGAGUCCCGGGACGAGGAGCAUCAGGAGGCGCUUCGCUUCGCCCUGGAUCAGCUGUCACUCAUGGCUCUGGAGAAGGUGGACUGUCUGGACGGGACCACCUUGGAGAACUGUAACGGAGGGGGUCCCGGUGGUUACGUGGACCUGCAGAUGCUCGAGCACUCGAACGGCUCGCGGGAAUCUCCCGGUUCCUGCUCGCCCUCUCCGGAGUACGGGUACCACAUGGCCAGCCCGCACUCCUCCUCCAUCCUCGGGGAACAAAGCUCGAUGCUCCGCAAGAGAAGUGUCAACAUGACCGAGUGUGUGCCCGUGCCCACGUCAGAGCAUGUGGCGGAGAUCGUCGGCAGACAAGGUUGCAAGAUCAAAGCUUUGCGUGCAAAAACAAACACCUACAUCAAAACCCCCGUGAGAGGAGAAGAGCCCGUGUUCAUCGUGACGGGUCGCCGCGAAGACGUGGAGAUGGCGAAGCGAGAGAUCAUCUCAGCAGCCGAGCACUUCUCCAUGAUACGAGCCUCGCGCUGCAAAGCGGGCGCUAGCGGGCCCGGCACUAGCGGCUCCCUUCCUGGCCCGCCGAACCUCCCGGGACAGACCACCAUCCAGGUGCGCGUUCCCUACAGAGUCGUGGGUCUAGUGGUGGGACCCAAAGGAGCCACGAUCAAACGCAUCCAGCAACAAACGCACACCUACAUCGUGACGCCGAGCCGAGAGAAAGACCCGGUGUUCGAGGUCACCGGGAUGCCGGAGAACGUCGACCGCGCGCGGGAGGAGAUCGAAACGCACAUCACGUUACGCACCGGCGCAUUCGUCGACCUCCAAGGCGAUAACGACUUCCACAGCAAUGGGACGGAUGUGAGUUUAGAAGGGCUCGGGGCGCUCGGGUUUAGCAGCGCGCUUUGGUCGCGCGCGACUCAUUCGGCUCCGCCGCCGCCGCCUCCUCUGCCGCCACCAUCGCAACUUCACCAAUCCACACGCAAAAUGUCAUUAUCAAACGCCGCAGAGUCGUUCUCGGUGACACGCCGCACGGCAGACGCCGGAAGCCCAACAAGCCCCUUUAGCACGAGCAGCGCCGGUGGGAGCUUCUCAUUCGCCGGCGGCGACUCGACUCCGAAUUUGCCGGCGACCACCGAAGAUUUGGGUUUUGAAUUCGGCGCCGCUAACAUCUGGGCUCCGUUCAUCAACGGCGCGAAACAGCAGCCGGUUCGGCGUAACAGCAGCGGCCUUAGCAACGGCGCCGUAACCCCGCGGCUAUCGCCCGACCCGGAUCACCCGCUAGCUCGCCGCGCUCAAAGCGACCCGCUUAGCGCCCUCUCCUGGUUGCAGACGAGCGGCGGCGGUGGGUCGUUCUCCGGCGGUAGCAGUAGCAGUAGCGGCGGAAGCACCACCGGAUACUCCUCCUGCUCGGGGUCGUCGCUCCCGGGUGGCUCGCCAACUGACUCUGAAGGCGGUGGAAGUGGUGUUGGCGUCGCUUCUACUAUGUUGGGUCGUCUGAAAGCGGGCGCCCUGGCGGGAUUGGUGCCGCGAGACUGUUACGUGUGUUGCGAGAGCGAAGUGACGGCUGCGCUAGUCCCGUGCGGACACAACCUCUUCUGCAUGGAUUGCGCCGGGCAAAUCUGUCAGUCGCAAGAGCCCGAGUGUCCCGUGUGUCACAUUCCUGCCUCGCAGUGCAUCCGGAUCUUCUGCUAAACUAUUAAAGACUGAGUAAUUAUUAGAUAUGACACUAUUCUGAUUUAUUGACAACAAUAAUAACGAUGAUGAUGAUGA
This is a messenger RNA of Rhinichthys klamathensis goyatoka, 2179 nucleotides long. RefSeq names its product RNA-binding protein MEX3B. The transcript is spliced from 3 exons. Gene Ontology annotation, molecular function: RNA binding. Bases 341 to 2101 code for a protein of 586 amino acids. Lineage: Eukaryota; Metazoa; Chordata; Actinopteri; Cypriniformes; Leuciscidae. The record is from RefSeq and is a predicted model, not a curated record.